Messenger RNA from Brassica napus (rape), 4065 nucleotides. RefSeq lists its product as uncharacterized. The record is from RefSeq and is a predicted model, not a curated record. Bases 103 to 4065 code for a protein of 1320 amino acids. The transcript has a single exon. NCBI's taxonomy places the organism in Eukaryota, Viridiplantae, Streptophyta, Magnoliopsida, Brassicales, Brassicaceae. Gene Ontology annotation, molecular function: nucleic acid binding; RNA-DNA hybrid ribonuclease activity.
UAGGAUGGAUUUUAAAAAUCCAUCUACUCCCGUUCCUUAAAAGUGGCGAGCUGGAACUGUCAGGGGUUGGGGAAUCCCCGGACAGUUCGACGUCUAAAAGAGAUGAAGAGGGACAUCUCUCCAGACAUUCUAUUCCUUAUGGAAACUAAAAACCCCGACAGCUUUGUCGCAAAGAAGACGGACAAGCUGAAGUAUGAAAACAGACUUUUGGUACCGCCGGUGGGCCACGGGGCUGGGGGAUUGGCGCUACUCUGGAAGCAGGAAAUCAACCUUCAAAUUAUCUCUACUUCCGCAAACUGUAUUGAUACCUGUAUUAUCUUUGAAGGAAAAAAGUUUUUCGCCUCCUUUGUUUACGGUGAUACUGACAGAAAUCGAAGAAAAGAAUUGUGGGAUCAAUUGAUCGAGGUAAAUGCAGCUCGAGAAGCACCCUGGUUUCUAACCGGUGAUUUCAAUGACCUACUCAACAAUGCAGAAAAAGAUGGAGGGGCGACUCGCUCUGAAGCUUCCUUCACAGACUUGAGAACUUUCUUUUCCGAAGGUGAUCUAUUUGAUCUACAAUACUCGGGAGAUUUCCUGUCAUGGAGAGGGAAACGUGGUGAUGAUUUGGUCCGCUGUAGACUAGAUCGCGCAGUAGCAAACAGUGAUUGGGCUGAGCUGUUUCCGACGGCAAGAUCACUAUAUCUGGCUUUUGAAGGAUCGGAUCACAAACCAUUACUAUCCUGUUUCGAGCCAGAGAAGAGGAAGCGACGAGGUUUGUUCCGUUACGACCGACGACUAAAGAACAACCCGGAAGUAAAAGAACUGGUAGCCAAGACAUGGAAGAGUGGGUCUUUUCGAACUGUCAAUGACAGAAUCUCAGCAAUGAGGUCAGUCCUAACUGGAUGGAGCAGGCAACAGGCCCUGAACAGUAGAGCCCGUAUCGAAGAGAAGAAGUAUCAACUGGAUCAAGCACUAACGGAUCCUGUAAAUGAUACAGAGCUGAUAACAAAAGUGACGAAGGAACUUGAUGAUGCAUAUGCAGCCGAGGAGAGCUAUUGGCAACAAAGGAGCAGACAACUAUGGCUAAGCCUAGGAGAUAGAAACACCGGCUACUUUCACGCCGUGUCCAAGAACCGGAAACGAGUCAAUGCCUUUUCGGUUAUUGAGAACUCAGAAGGAGAACCGGUUUAUCAAGAAGAUCAAAUUGGGAGAGUUAUUGUAGACUACUUCCAGCGGCUGUUCACAUCAAUGGGAGGAAACAGAGAGGAAACAGUGAACUACGCCCUAUCCCCUAUGAUCACGGCAGAGACAAACGAAGGUUUAAUCCGCAUACCGUCUGCACUGGAUAUUAAGGAGGCAGUCUUCUCUGUUCAUGCAGACAAAGCCCCGGGACCGGAUGGCUUCUCGGCCAGCUUCUUUCAUACGAAUUGGGAAAACAUAGGAGCGGAAAUAGUAAAGGAAAUCCAGGAGUUUUUCGUGACGGACAAACUGCCAGACAAGAUCAACGAAACCCAUAUCCGACUCAUCCCGAAGAUACAAAGCCCGAAGACGGUUGCUGAGUACAGGCCCAUCGCUUUAUGCAAUGUCUACUACAAGAUCAUCUCCAAGAUCUUGACCAAGAGGCUGCAGCCACUGUUAUCGGGUAUCAUCUCAGAGAACCAGUCCGCCUUUGUCCCGGGCCGAGCAAUAUCGGACAAUGUCCUCAUCACCCAUGAAGUCCUUCACUACCUAAAGACAUCUAAGGCAGAGAAGAGAGUGUCUAUGGCGGUUAAAACCGAUAUGAGUAAAGCCUAUGAUAGGCUUGAAUGGGACUUUAUCAAAUUGGUUUUUCAGCGCCUCGGCUUUCAUCCGAAGUGGAUCAACUGGAUCAUGCAGUGUGUCUCCACAGUUACUUACUCCUUCCUCAUUAACGGCUCGCCUAGAGGAAGAGUCACACCGAGUAGAGGUAUCCGUCAAGGAGACCCUCUCUCACCAUACAUCUUCAUUUUGUGUAGUGAGGUUCUCUCGGGUCUAUGUAACAAAGCGCAAGAGGACGGAACCCUUAAAGGAGUCCGUGUAGCACGAGGGUGUCCUCGUCUCAACCAUCUCCUCUUCGCUGAUGACACAAUGUUCUUCCUUCGAGCCAGCAAGGAAAGUGGAGAGGCUCUAUGCCGGUUAUUGAAGCGGUAUGAAGAGGCUUCCGGACAGUCAAUCAACACCGAAAAAUCCUCGAUCAAUUUCUCUAGACACGCCCCGGUAGCUCUAAAAACGACUGUCAAAGACGCCCUCUCGAUCCAGAAAGAGGGAGGUAUCGGAAAAUAUCUCGGGCUUCCAGAGCUGUUCGGAAGGAAAAAGAGAGACUUAUUCUCAUCAAUAGUGGACCGCAUAAAGCAAAAGGCCUGCGGGUGGUCAAACCGUUUCUUAUCGACAGCCGGGAAGAUGACUAUGCUCACAAGUGUGUUAUCCCCCAUUCCGUCACACGCCAUGUCUUGUUUCCAACUUCCGAUAUCUCUGUGUAAGAGAAUUCAGUCAGCGUUAACACGCUUCUGGUGGGAUACGAACAUGGGAGACAAGAAGAUGGCAUGGAUCGCUUGGUCUAAGCUGGUGCAACCCAAGGAAAGUGGAGGUUUAAACUUCAGAGACAUUCAGAGCUUUAAUGAAGCGUUCCUUGCAAAACUAAGCUGGAGGCUCAUCAAUCACCCCGACUCCCUACUUGGCCGAGUCCUGUUUGGGAAGUAUUGCAACUCCGAAAGCUUCUUAGAUUGCUCAGAGAAAACGGCAAUCUCCCAUGGAUGGAGGGGGAUCCUAAUUGGUCGCGAUAUCAUCAUCAACUCUGCAGGCUGGGAAGUAGGCAAUGGCUCCAGCAUCAACAUCUGGGAAAAGCCAUGGCUCAGUUGCUCCACACAGCUGAGACCUAUGGGGCCACCACCGAGAGAUUUCUCCCAGCUCACAGUGUCGGACCUCAUGCUCCCGGACCGAAAUGAGUGGGAUAUUGAUAUGAUCCAGCGAGUGCUUCCUUUCGAAGAACAGAGGAUCCUAGCCAUUAAGCCAAGUUUAACUGGGGCUCCGGAUAAACUCUCUUGGCUGAGUACGGAUACAGGCGAUUACUCGACAAAAACCGGAUACAAAGCUGUCCUUUCAUCUCGAAGUGUAGAGGAUGCAGGGAGUUUUGAGGAUGGUUCUUUCGAUUGGAAGAAGAGUGUUUGGAAGCUUCAAACAACACCGAAGAUCAAGCUGUUCAUCUGGAAAGCUCUUCAUGGAGCUUUACCCGUUAGCGAAGCUCUCAAAGCCAGGGGAAUCAACACUGAUGGACAAUGCAAACGAUGUAAUAUGCCUGAAUCUAUUGAUCAUCUGCUCUUUCAUUGCGCUUAUGCUAGACAGGUUUGGGAAUCAGCACCUGUCUCCCCAAGCAUUGAGUACAGUGGAUCCAUAGAUUUAAGGAGCAGCUGGAGUAGCUUCUGCUCAAGGAAAAAUUUGCCACCAACUGGAGUUUCUACAGGAGCUUUGGCUCCUUGGAUCACAUGGCAGCUAUGGUUAGCUCGGAAUAAGCUCGUAUUUGAAGGGAAAAUCAUCACUGUGGAAGAAUCUAUUUCCAGAGCAUCUGCCUGCGCCCAAGAAUGGAUCUCGUGCCAAGAUCAGGUGAAAAAUGCAAAGCAAGCGAUACCAACUAGACCUCCCUUGCAACCGGAUUGCGCUUUGGUGAGAACCGACGCGGCUUGGAGCGAAACCUUAAAAAUUGCAGGGCUAGGUUGGACAACUAGACGCCAAGAGAGAGACUUUCCAUUCGCGUCCACAGUGCAUCACGUGGAGUCUCCACUUGCAGCAGAAGGUUUGGCUAUGAGGGAAGCUCUCCUGAAAUGCAGAGAAAUUGGCCUGUCAAAGCUCAGAUGUGAAUCGGAUUCUGCUAUCUUGAUCAAAGCCAUAAAUUUGCGCUCCCCACUGGUUGGUUUGUAUGGUAUUUUAGCUGACAUUUACUCUAUUGCAUCCUCCUUUGAAUCCAUUUCGUUUACCUGGAUCUCGCGUGAGAGAAACAGUGUUGCGGAUGGAUUGGCAAAGAAUGUUUUAUCAUCGGAGCUGACCAUUUUGGCAGCAAAAAACUCUGUCUAA